AUGGAGGACUACUCUCUUCCUCAGGACUCUCUCUUCCUUGGGUUUGACUGCUCUACUCAGUCACUGAAGGCAACUGUUUUAGAUGCCACCCUCAACAUUUUUGCAACAGAGAUAGUUACUUUUGAUUCUGAGUUGCCCCAUUACAAAACGAAAGAUGGUGUUUACCGGGAUCCUUUGGUGAAUGGGAGGAUUGUUUCGCCCCCUUUAAUGUGGGUGGAAGCAUUGGAUCUCAUCCUUGAAAGAUUUGUGAGAUCGAAGUUGAAUUUUGGAAGGAUUAUUGCAGUUUCUGGUAGUGCACAGCAACAUGGUAGUGUGUAUUGGAAAAAUGGGAGUUCUCAGAUAUUAUCCUCAUUAGACUCCACGAAAUCACUGGUGGAUCUACUUAGUAAUGCAUUUUCGGUAACCGAAUCUCCUAUAUGGAUGGACUGCAGCACGACCCAGCAAUGCAGAGCCAUUGAGAAAGCUGCUGGAGGUGCUUUAGAAUUGUCGAAGCUUACUGGCUCUUGUGCUCAUGAGAGAUAUGCAGGACCGCAAAUUAGGAAGAUAUUUGAGACACAGCCUCAAGUUUAUCAAAAUACGGAGAGGAUUUCCCUAGUUAGCUCCUUCAUGGCAUCUCUCCUUAUCGGAAACUAUGCCUGUAUUGAUCAAACUGACGGGGCUGGGAUGAACCUGAUGGAUAUUAAGCUAAGAUCCUGGUCUAAAAUAGCUUUAGAGGCCACAGCUUCAGGUUUGGAGGAAAAGCUUGGAGAUUUAGCUCCUGCACAUGCAAUUGCAGGUUCCAUGGCUUCCUAUUACGUGGAAAGAUAUCACUUCAACAAGAAUUGCUUCGUCGUGCAGUGGUCCGGAGACAACCCUAACAGCUUGGCUGGGUUGACCCUCAACACUCCAGGAGACCUGGCAAUUAGCCUUGGCACUAGUGACACGGUGUUUGGGAUAGCCGCAGACCAUAAACCAAGCCUUGAAGGACAUGUAUUUCCUAAUCCAGUAGAUACAAAAGAUUAUAUGGUAAUGCUUGUCUAUAAAAAUGGAUCUUUGACUCGUGAAGAUAUUCGUAAUAGAUGUGCGAGGAAAUCUUGGGAAGUUUUCAAUACAUAUUUGCAGCAAACACGACCUUUAAAUGGUGGAAAGAUAGGUUUUUACUACAAGGAGCACGAAAUUCUUCCGCCACUCCCCAUUGGUGAGCACCGCUACGUUGUUGAUAAUUUCAAGAACGACUUUGUGGAUGGACCACGAGAACAUGAAGUUGGGGAGUUUGAUGCUCCGUCAGAGGUUCGAGCAUUAAUAGAGGGGCAAAUGCUCUCGAUGCGAGCUCAUGCCGAGAAAAUUGGAAUGCCUUCUCCUCCAAGGCGGAUAAUUGCUACCGGUGGAGCAUCCGCAAAUAAUUGCAUCCUAAGCUUGAUGGCUUCCAUUUUUGGGUGUAAUGUAUACACCGUCCAAAGGCCAGAUUCAGCUUCUUUGGGGGCUGCAUUAAGGGCUGCUCAUGGUUGGUUGUGCCACAAGAUGGACGAUUUUGUACCGAUAUCAUGCAUGUACAUUGACAAACUGGAAAAGACAUGUCUGAAUUGCAAACUUGCUGCAACUGCUGGAGACGAAAAACUUGUGUCCAAAUAUGCUUUACUGAUGAAGAAAAGAGUUGAAAUUGAAAACCAACUCGUCCAAAAACUCGGUAGAUUGUGA
Molecule: messenger RNA, 1677 nt
Organism: Fraxinus pennsylvanica
Lineage: Eukaryota; Viridiplantae; Streptophyta; Magnoliopsida; Lamiales; Oleaceae
Source: the annotation of a GenBank genome assembly